AGGUGUCGUCGAGCCGUUAGAUGAGUUUUUUUUAGUCUUGUAUUUCAGGCAUGACUAUGAGGAUGCAGCAGGAAGGCGCAGGCCAAUGAAACUCAGCGCGCCUCCGAAAGGGGAUCUGUGAAGGACGAAGGCGCGCGGCCUCUGUGCAUCACAAGCGUCCCGUCCCGUCCCGGCUCCUCAGGACACGGCACUCCGCUCCCCGGGGCUGACAAACUCCUCAAGCGAACUCACUGAAUAGAGCAUGCUUUCAACAUCCCAGACAGUGAUCGUCACAAAAAAUCCAUAAAGACCGCUGGCAAUCUAUAGAAGAAUGAAUUGGAGAAGACUGACCGCAAGCUUUUUAAUUUUACUCGGUUUUCAACACUGCUCAUCACGAGACUGUGUUGAUCCCUUGGUGUCCCCUCUCUAUUCGUCCUCCUUCUUGGCCUCCUCCAGAUAUAACUUCCUGUACUCAGCAAACUUCGCCAGAUUGUACGGGAGCAGCGGCUGGUCCCCUGCCCCCAGCGACCGCCAUCCCUGGCUGCAGAUCGACUUCCGCAGGAAGUAUCGCUUCGUGGCCAUCUCCACCCAGGGCACCUUCAACUCCUACGACUGGGUUACCAAGUACACCGUCCUGUAUGGGGACCGUCCUGACGCCUGGACGCCGUACAUCCAGAGAGGGGGGAAUUCGACGCUGUCGGGGAACUGGAACUACUACCAGGUGAAAAGGCAUGUGUUCCAUCAUGCCUUCACCGCCAAGCACCUGCGCUUUAUCCCCCUGGGCUGGAACACCGAAAACGGGGGCAAGAUCGGAGUCCGCCUGGAGGUGUAUGGGUGUGCCUACGAUUCCUACGUCAUGAUGUACGACAGUGACGACAUGGCAGCCUACAUGUUUCCGGGGAAGAGGCACCGCACGAUAAGGGACCACAUCGCCAUCAACUUUAAGACCCUGGAGCGGGACGGGCUGCUGCUGCACAGCGAGGGCAUACAGGGCGACGUCUUAACACUGGAGCUGAGAAAUGCGCGUCUCUACCUGCACAUCAGCCUUGGCAGCAGCACGGUCCAUGAGGUGGAGGGUUUAACCACACUGACCGCAGGCAACCUCCUGGAUGACCAGCACUGGCACUACGUGACCAUUAAGCGAUACGGCCGGCAGGUCAGCCUGACGGUGGACAGCCAAACAGAGAGAGCUAUAUGCAACGGAGACUUCAGCUACUUGGACCUAGACGAUCAGCUCUAUGUGGGGGGAGUGAUCGAGCCAAACAUGCCUCACCUUCCUGACAAGGACAACUUCCGCGGCUGCCUGGAGAACGUAUUCUUCAACGGGAUCAACAUCAUCGACAUGGUGCAGAGGGAGGACCCACAGAUCCGCCUCCCACACCAGAAGAAAACUAUGGAGUUCGCCUGUGCGGACCUCCUGUUGAAACCACUCACCUUCAUCGGGCCCAACAACUACCUCCAGUUGCCGGGGCUUUCCAGAAAGCCCCGCAUGUCCGUCAAGUUCAAAUUCCGCUCGUGGGACUACACUGGCCUGCUGAUGUUCACCCGGUUUGCGGAUAACCUGGGCUCCCUGGAGCUGGGCCUGAGCGAAGGUCAGGUGAACAUCUCCCUCAUACAGUCUGAGAAGAGGCUGCAGUUCGCUGCAGGUUACCAGCUGAAUGAUGGAUUUUGGCACAUGGUGGAUUUGGUGGCACGGGACAACUUUGUGACGGUGACCAUCGACGAGGACGAAGGCUCUCCCCUCAAGAUAACCAACGUCUUUACAGUACGAACAGGGGACCAGUACUUUUUCGGAGGCUGCCCAAAGACCAACGACGAGAUCAAGUGUGAGACCAAGCUGAAUGCAUUCCACGGCUGCAUGCAGCAGAUCUUCAUCGACACUGAGCCGGUGGACAUUGACGCCAUACUGCAGGACCGCCUAGGGAACUACAUGGAGGUGCUACUGGGUACCUGUGGCAUCACGGACAGGUGCACGCCGGACCCUUGCCAGCAUGAGGGCCGGUGCAUCCAGUCGUGGGACGACUUCAUAUGCAUGUGUGAGAACACGGGAUACAGAGGAGAAGUGUGCCACAGAUCGGUCUACAAAGAGUCUUGUGAGGCAUACCGACUCAAUGGAAAGUAUUAUUCAGGCAAUUACACCAUCGACCCUGACCUUAGCGGACCACUGAAACCUUUUUCUGUUCUGUGCAAUAUGAAAGCCGACAAAGCCUGGACAGUGGUGAGGCACAAUCGGAUAGACAAUACCAAAGUGACAGGCAGCACAGUGCAACAGCCUUACUUGGGUGAUGUCCAGUACUACAAUGCUUCAUGGGAUGAAGUCACUGCCCUGGCCAACACCUCGGAAUACUGCGAGCAGUGGAUCGAAUACGCCUGCUACAAGUCACGCCUUCUCAACACGCCCAACGGAAGACCGUAUAGUUACUGGGUUGGCCGCCACGGCGAGAGUCAGGAUUACUGGGGCGGUUCAUUCCCAGGUGUCCAGAGAUGUGCCUGUGCCGUCAAUAGGACCUGUAAGGACAGCAAGUUCUUCUGUAACUGUGAUGCAGAUUACCGCCAAUGGUACGCGGACAAGGGAUGGCUGAACUACAGGGACCACUUGCCAGUUAGAAGAAUUGUCAUCGGGGACACCAACCGGACUGGAUCAGAAGUUCAUUUUAGCCUUGGGACUCUACGCUGUCAUGGAGACCGAAAUACCUGGAACACGGUCGCAUUCACGAAGCCCACCUACAUCAAGUUCCCCACCUUCAGACCAGGCACAACUGCUGACAUCAGCUUUUACUUUAAGACAACCGCUGACCACGGCGUCUUUCUAGAGAACUCGGAUGACCACCAUCGCUGCUUCAUCCGAGUGGAGCUCAACUCCACCAACAACCUGCUGUUUGUCUUCAUGGUGGGGGACGGCAUCAUCAACGUCACUUUGCGCUCCCCCAUGGCCCUUAAUGACGAUGAGUGGCAUUACGUUGAGGCCGAGAUCAACGUGAAGCUAGCCCGCCUUAAGGUGGACGACCAACCCUGGGCUAUACGUCGAUUCCCAGGGCAGACCUACGUCACCAUGAAGUUCACCCAGCCGCUCCUUAUUGGUGCUGCAAAGGACAAACUGAGGGCCUUCCUGGGCUGCAUCCGAGGCCUGCGCAUGAACGGUGUGGCCCUUGACCUGGAAGGCAAAGUGAAUGAGGAGGAAGGCAUCAGGAAGAACUGCACCGGAGGGUGUCUCGACCCAGUGAUACUGUGCCGUAAUGGUGGCCGCUGCAUGGAGAGUUAUGCGUCCUACUACUGUGACUGCAACAACACAGCCUUUGAGGGCUACUACUGCCACGAAGAUAUCGGAGGCUACUUUGAGGCUGGUGCUUGGCUACGAUACAACAUCCGAAAUGAGGCGAUCUCCGAUGAGGAUCUCUGGGCCAACUGGCUCGAUCCCCACAACUUCAGCCUGGGAUACAACCAGACCAGCGACGAGAUCGAGUUCAGCUUCAGUACAACCCAGGCACCUGCUGUUCUGAUCUACAUCAGCUCUUUCACGAAGGACUACAUCGCUGUCAUCCUUAGGAAUGAUGGCAGCCUACACCUGCGGUAUCGACUGGGCUUGAUCGCCUACAAGUUCCAGCUGUCCUACCUCAACCUGGCCGAUGGGUUUCCGCACUUCGUCAACAUCACCAGACACAACCGAACCAUACGGAUGCAGGUCGAUUAUUCAGAUUCAAUUUGGGAGAAGAUCCUCCCUUUGCAGGAUUUUCGGUUCGAUUCUCCCAAGGCCGUGUUCUUAGGACGGGUGAUGGAGAUGGGGGACAUCGAUUAUGAGGUCCAGAGGCACAACAGUCCUGGGUUUGAGGGCUGUUUGUCGGGGGUACGAUACGACAUCUACGCCCCUCUAAAGACCUACUUCCGGCCUAAUGAGACAGACCCUCCAGUGACCGUCCAGGGUUUCGUAGUAGAGUCAAAUUGCGGGGUCUUCCCCUCUGUUAUGGGUGACAUACCCCUGGAAGCGGAUCCAUGGUUUACAGGUUUUGACCUCAUCUACAUUCACGAUGAUAUGCCUAGUCCACCAGUUAUGGCAUUCAUCAUCCUCCUCAUGCUGGUGCUGGUGUUUGGAGGACUGUCCGCUCUCUACUUGUACCUGUACCGCUACAAAGGGAGUUACCACACCAACGAGCCCAAGAGCGUGGGGUCGCCGGGCAGCUCCCGGGCCCUCACAGAGUCCAGCCGCAGGCAGAGGAGUUUGACGGAGAUACAGGAGGAGCCGAGGAGCGAAUAACGUCCUGGGGUGGAGUGAGUGUGGGACAACAGCUGCUAAGCCUCUUCGAAUUUUCUAGUCCAUCGUUGCCCAUCGAAAAGUUAUUUUUUUCAUCUAUGUGAUGUCGUUCAUUUCUUCUCCCCCAUGUUGUAUGUGAGGAACAAAAACAGACCUGCAGUGUACGAUGCACAUACCUAACACUCUAUAUCUAAUAUAACAUGUAUUUGAUUCACUCAUAACCCCACUUUAAUCACAUACCAGUUUAGCCCAGAUUUUAAGGGUUGACUCUCUGAAGUGCCUGAAACGUUUCACGCUUUUCCGUUAACGGUUCGGUUCUUCGCAUUCGUUGCUAACUGGACUGUCAUAACAAGUCCGAUUAUUACUAAGCAUAUAUCUAUAAUAUAGCCAGUACUAUAGACAAAUGGUUACAAUUACGCUGUGCUACAAAGCUGUUCAUAUUUGAACUUCGGGCUACAGCCUUGAGUGCUCAGACGCACCCCGAACACCUAUAGGGUAUCUCCUCUUUGUGAUAACAAUGAACCGAUUGCUUAUGUUUGCGGUUUCUAUCAAUUCCGUAGUGCUCAGUUCAAAUGGUGCUCUUGUACAUUUAGAAUGAACGACAGCUUUCUAGCCAUUAGCAUUGCAUAAUGGGAAAUUUUGCAAUAGAUAGACGUAUCUCUAGGAAGUCCUUGAAUAAAGUCUAGUAUGAGUAAAGAAUAUGUCUUUAGGCUAAUGCACUUGUUAUAGGCUUGUAUACUUGCAUCAGUGCUGUUGGUCUUAAGUGUGGUUGACGUGGGUCUUUUGUCGUCCGUGAAAAGGUUGGUUAUCCCCUUAUUUCAGUUGUCAUUAGUCAACAGGCAGCACGAUCAUUGCUUUCUGCUGAAGUACGUAGUCGACGAGCUUUAAAUGCAAACUAUACGAAAAUCAGUGUCACAGGGUACAACACCUCACCGCUGGGAGAGGUCUGAUCAGAUCCUUGUGAAAAGCAAACCACAGUAGGUUCACACUGUAUUCCCGGUCUGAUCUUGAAAGACUGUGAUCAGAGCAAUAGGAUCUGUGAUCAGAGCAAUAGGAUGUGUGACAUGCAGAAAGUACAAUUUUUUUGCCACCUUUGCAGUGUUGAGGGGUUGAUUUGUUCUUAUAAGUUAAAAAACUUACUUUACCAUCUACUGGAGAAUUUAAUAAUUUGGUUAGGCAACCUGGAUGCGUCAUGGAUGUUUCAUUCUGUUCCAAAAUGGGUGGCAUAUGGCCAAUUACCUGCUACCCUUGUGCCCCAGGGUUGGUUCUAUCACUAUUAUAUAGAGUCAGUCCGGUCCUCAGGGACCCACAGAUGGUCCAUGUUUUUGCUCCCUCUCAGCUCCUGGUAGGAUGCAAAAAUGUGUACUGUCUGGCAGGGAGCUCGGAGGGAGAAAAAGCAUGGCCCGACUGUGGGUCCCUAAGGGUCAGAUUGGUAAACACUGACGUAGAGAAGAUCCACUCAUAGAUAUUUGCAGCUCAGUGUUUAUUAAAAGAAAUGCAAAUAUUCUCCAGGGACUCCGUAAAUCAAACUCAAUGAUAUAUCUUCAGUUCAUUAGCGCACAUGGAGUUUUGUCAUACUUUUCAUACAAUUGCUGUGUUACUCCUACUUUAAACCAAACGAUUUUGGGCUUAUUUUUAUUUUAAUUAGUUUUAUUACCGUAAAAUCAUGCAACAGCUGAUCGACAUGCAGCCGGUAUCUGCUCAUGUUGCACAAAGGGCACAAUGGCGGAGUCACCAGCAAUAUUACAGCGGAGCAUUUGAGGUACCGGCGAGAGUUUAUUGGAACAUACGUAGGAAUUAGCAGUAGGAAAUGCAUAUUGGAGAAUGUGGCGGUGAAGCUCAUUUGAAUUUUACUUACACAAAAAUGUUCUGAGGGCAGAAGGAAAAAGACUGGUUAACUCUCUGAACCAAUCAGAUUGUAGAGGAGGUUGGUCCAAGCAACUAGAGGAGGCAGGACCUUCGAUUGGUUGUUGGCACUUCCUUUAGUUGCUAUUACCCACCUCCUCUACAGUCUGAUUGGUUAUCUCUCUAAACCAAUCAUUCUUCCUUCUGCCCUGAGAGCAUGUUUCUUUAAGUAAAAUUCCCAUGAACAGCAGUGAGCAAUGCAUAGGAGUCAAGCCCUGUUAGUUCACAGCAACCCAGUGGCAUCUGGAUUGGACAGACAUUGAUUAUGAUCUUUAAGGAUUCCUUGUUCUGCGUUGCGUGAUUUUGAAAAAGACCCAGCAUACAGAUGUAGAUACAUUCAGUGGUUCUUUCUUUGCUGUAGCAAAGGGAUACAACUGCUGCCGUCUGACAGCAGAGAGAGUGGUGAGGCUUAGACCAGGUCCACACGCCGUUCCCUUGGAAACCAGAAGCAUUGGUUUUCCGCUAAGUACAUCUGCAGAGUUAUUUUUCACAGCAAGCCCCGAGAAUGUUUGAAGUGUUAUGCAAGAUGAGCCAAAAAUAUGAAAAAUAACACUGGUAAUUUAGCAGUAUUUUAAGAUCUAAUUGAUUGCGAGCCCAGCUGGCAGUCAGAGAACCGUAUCUUGGGGUCGCCAAGAUCUAUAAUUGGAUGGCACUUACAUGCUAAUAAGGUAUUUGUAAGGGUUGUCGGAAAAAAUAACCGAGAACAAUUGAGAACUGAAAGAAGUAAAUCAUGUGAGUUUGCUGUAAGAUAUUGGCAUUCAGGCGGGAGUCAUGUGUGACAGCGAUGAGAACACUGCACAACAGCAUAUUAUCACACCUGCUCUCAUAAACGACAUGAAUCAUCGAUGUGAUAGUUAUGGUUGUUUCCUGACUAUUUAAUAAUUACAAAAAACAUUCCACGUUGUUAGAAAUGGUUGUGCAUUUUACCCAUUUUAUGCAUCCGAUUUUUGAAAAUGACUGUUAAUCCUACACAGAAAUGCGGCAUUAGAUUGUUCAUUGACUGCGGGAAUACUGUGUAAGCGGAAAACCGCUAUGCACUUUCACACAGCUGUGACACGCACUCUCAUUUAUAUAAAAGAAUUAUUGGGAUUUAGUGUCACGGAUGAUCGGCAGCGAUAGCGGGCAGAGCGGCGAUCGUGCGGGCAGGCAGGUAAAAAGCAGACAGACAGCCGGGAAUCAGGGCAAACGAGGGGUUUAAUUACGGAGACGAGGGCACGAACAUCGACUGACAUCAGGUAACAUCAAUGACGGACCCUGGACUCGGGUAAGACACGGACUGAAAUACACAGGACUGAGCAAAUGAACUAGUUACAGCUGGGUACAAUCGGGAGAAAACACGUGGGUAAUCAGGGGGCGUGGCACACAGGAGGAGCGGACGAGCCGGGCAUGACAUUUAGUCACACUUAUUUGUUUUUCUAUCAUUCAAGGUCAUUAUUUGCAGUAAUUUCUUUUGAAUUCCAUCGUAGCUGAUGUGUGUUAUUUUUCUCUGUAAAUUCAAAUGAAUCAUUUUCAUAAUUAUUUGUGAUGGUCAUUAUGGGUUGCAGGUCCUGCUGUGAUAAAGGAUGUGGCCUUGUAGCUACGUUCGCUGGCUCUCACCUUAAGAUAGAAUAAUAUUUAACUGUAUGAAUAUUUAGAAACGGUUUUGGAUAAACAUCUAAUAGCAGCUCUUAUUGGGGAACCUCAGUUUCAAACAUUACUUUUAGUGUUCAGGUAGCUAUGAAUAAGUCAAAAUUAUGCAAAAAUUGCUUUCAAAUUCUGUUCAAUAAUCAAGCCUACAACAUUGAUAAUAUUUGUUUAUUUUGUUACAGUUGAAAGGGAAUUAAGGGCAAUUAAUGGAUUACUACUUAUUAUUCACUUCUCAUUAUUUAGGAUCGAUCCCAUUCUUGUCUCUUUUGAUAUUUAUUUAUUAUAUGUUGAUGUGAAAAAUGUUGAGACAUUGUCUGCAUUGAACAAUGAGCGAUGGUGUUAUGGUGCUUGACUCCUACAGCAUUCAGAUUUUAAGCAUAACCAUGUCAUCAGCACGAACUCCAGGUCCCUUAUACACCGUCAGUGUUUAAAGGCUAUUUGCUUACUCCCACCAUCAUCAAAAACGAAUCACUGUUGGAAUCAAAAUGAAAGUUAUUUUUGUAUUACGCAAAAGGAUAUAUAUUUUGAAGAUAACUUUAAGGGAUAUAUUUUUGAGGAUGUGCAGGGAAAAAACCGAAAUCCAGGUUGUUGUCGAUUUUAUUCUCAUUCUUAACAAGGUCUCAUUUACAUUACCUAGGUAAAGUGACUGUUACUGGCAGAAUUUCGAAACAUUAACUGGUUUGGAGCGCUUAGCGAGAUGUAAGGCUAAAGGCUAAAUUAAAAACACAAGCCAUAUUACGCUGAAAUUAUUGCGACUAGCAGAAAAGGGGAGCAGGGAUACUAGCCACACACAUGUACUGAAAUUCUAUCCAUGUACUCUGUCGCUCGCAGAUAAUGGUCAAUUAACACAAUGCUGACGCGUACAAGAAGCCUGGCUACGGCACAAUCGCAUCACUCCCGUGUGGCCACCAAAUCCGUUGGUGUCUGUACACCGCCUUUACCGAAAAGUACCGAUAUUUGGACUUAAGAAGUGCAUUUGCACGGAUAGCGAAAAAAAAACCUGCCUUCCUCUUUCCCCCAAGAGCAAGAGGUGGGGAGGGUUGGAUUUGCUCCAGAUCACUAGUAAAUGUCAAAGGGAUUGUUUGUUUCUGUGUACGCAGAUAAAAGCCCAGUGCAUCUCAAAGGAGGUGCGGAGUGAUGCGGUGGGUUUAAUAAAGUGGUGUUAUAAAUGUAAAAA
Messenger RNA from Brienomyrus brachyistius, 8936 nucleotides. It is a transcript of the gene cntnap1, whose product is annotated as contactin associated protein 1. The transcript is spliced from 24 exons. The record is from RefSeq and is a predicted model, not a curated record. Bases 311 to 4231 code for a protein of 1306 amino acids. NCBI's taxonomy places the organism in Eukaryota, Metazoa, Chordata, Actinopteri, Osteoglossiformes, Mormyridae.